Molecule: messenger RNA, 507 nt
Organism: Amphimedon queenslandica
Lineage: Eukaryota; Metazoa; Porifera; Demospongiae; Haplosclerida; Niphatidae
Exons: 4
Coding region: 20-424 (134 amino acids)
Source: RefSeq, a predicted model, not a curated record
UUCUACUGAGACAACUACCAUGAUUACUCCAUUGACUACUCCAUUGACUACUGUGUCAACUACUGUAUUAGUGAAUAAUGGAAUAAAUAUUGGAGUAAUAGUUGGCCCAAUUGUAGUUCUUACUGUAUUAUUAGUACUGGCUAUAAUUAUAAUUAUUAUACUGGUACUGGUUGUAUACAUAAAAAGAACUAAUAUUAAUCAAAAAAGAAAAUCAGAUAAUGAUAUUGUAAUGGAGUGCAGUCCAGCUUAUGCUACAACUAAAUUUAAAACAAAUACUACUGAUGACAUACUAAUGAAGGAUAGUCCAGCAUACAGUACAGUACAACAAACACAAUCAACUGUUGAGCCAGUGUAUGAUACAACUAAUAAUGAAUAUGAGACUCCUCUUCCACCACCUGCUGAAUAUGAAAUACCAACUGUUUAAUAAUGUACUUGUCUUUUACAUAGUAAAAACUUGGAAUAGUAAUUUAGCUAGUUGAUUAAAAUGUGUGCUUGCGAUAGAAAAAA